CGCAAGUUUGACGGCUCAACUUCUGCAUCUAAACCCGCUAUGGCUUCUCAUCUCGCGAAUAUCUUUGGCACUGAACAAGACCGUGUCAAUUGUUCAUUCUACUACAAGAUUGGUGCUUGCAGGCACGGAGACAGGUGUUCUAGAAAACACAUCCGACCCCCCUUCUCCCAGACCAUACUACUCCCUAAUGUGUAUCACAACCCCGCCCACGACCCCGUUUGCAAAUUGACAGAAAAGGAGCUGCAGGAAGGGUUUGACGCAGUCUAUGAGGAUUUGUACUGUGAGCUAGCAAAAUUUGGUCAUCUUCUCGAAUUACAUGUCUGCGACAACGUCGGUGACCAUUUAAUUGGUAAUGUAUAUGCUCGAUUUGAAUGGGAGACGGAGGCACAAGCCGCAGUGGAUAAUUUGAACGACCGAUGGUAUGCAGGGCGACCACUUUAUGCAGAGCUCUCGCCUGUGACAGACUUCAGAGAGGCGUGCUGCCGACAAAACGAGAACGGCGAGUGUAACCGCGGAGGUUUCUGUAACUUUAUGCAUCUUCGUUUGGCUUCCGCGGAUCUGGUGCGCUCCCUUAAGCAUGGCCAACGUCUCCAGAGAAAGAUCAAUCCUCCAAAGACUGCUGGCGGAGGCGGUGGCUGGGAACCGCCAAGCAGAAGAGAGGGCGGUCGGGGCCGAAGCGCAAGCCCUCAUCGACGGGGUGGCAAUAGCGGCGAGGACCGAUGGACACGGAAGUAGGGAGCUGGCUUGGCAUCACGGCUAUCGAAGGCUUCGACAGCCUUGCAGUUCAAAACGGAGGUAUACUUUCCUCCUAUCAAGCUUCAAGGAAGACUAGGACAUAAAUCUGCUUUUGCGCACUGCCAUGACCUGGCGCCGUAUAGAUUGAAUGUAGCUUCUUGUCCCGAUUCAGUGCCGUUAUGAAGCUUUUAUAUUUAUCUACGAAUAUCAGAAAGCUCGACGUAAGGUAGAAUGGAUCAAUAUUGCACAUUACCCCCACUAGUCACCAGCAUCUUUUUGUGUCCAUCAAUUGGAUUGCAAGGUUCACAUCAAAACAUUCUGCCAGUUUCUGCCCUUUUGCCACGAUCUUCAGUGAACGGUAAUGUUCUCCCUUUGAGGGGGCCUUCGUGUUGGCAGGGACGCAAUGGCACCUAUACACAGUACCAAGUUGCCAUCUGCGCAUGAUUUCAGUGGUCUCAAUCAAGAAGCUCUAAACAAGCCAGCCACGAUAUCUCGCGCGGCCAUAAUCCCGCGCCAAGUCUGGCCAUUGUACAACGAAGCAGUCUACUAGAUUGUAAAGGAGAUACCCGGAAAGCGACAACGAGCGGACGCGCGCGAAGGAUUCGACAUAUAUGACCCUUGGGCUCGGUAAGCCAAAAAAUCUGUUCAGAAUAACAGCAGCGCAGACUGGAACACACGUUCCAGGACCGUUCAGGAUGAGGACAUCAGCAAAGGGUCGCCGGGAAGCCCUUUUCCGUAAGAAUGGAGAUACACAGAUAAGAUAGAUGCAGCUCAAAAAGGAGUAAAGGGCGGUCGGAGGGGUGGUCAGAAGUGAUUGGUGCACUUGUCGGGCGCGAGGUAUAAUCAAGGUUCGGUAUGCACUUUCGGCGAUAUCAUAUUCUUCAGGUCGCUCGGCGGCUUUGAGAGUUUCAAGUGAAGCGGCUUUUUCGGCACUGAGGGUAUCACCUUGGCUGACCACGUAAGUUCGUGGGGAAUAGCGGGCAAAAUCGAGGGAGGAAACCAAUUGGAGCGCCUCGCUAGUAUGACCACCUGAACCAAGGAAGACUGCAAGGCUGCAGGUGGACUGGUCCACAGUCCGUUUCAAGGGCCCAUGUCGCCGAGAGCGAAACCCAGGUACUACGGAGUAGAGCCUCGCAGCAGCAAGCAAACAGAUGCAAAGAACAUAUGCAAAAGUGUACAUCUUGAUUGUUGAACGAAUUAUAGUUUGAUGACGAUGCGAAUUUGAGAGCCUACUACGCGUGCUCAACAGUUAGUUGGUGCGCAUAUGCCAGCCCAAGUCAUAGACCGCGACCGCCAGCAAAGCGAAGUUAGAUCCAGACUGGAGUGGUCGUCGU
Messenger RNA from Coniophora puteana RWD-64-598 SS2, 2069 nucleotides. RefSeq names its product RNA-binding domain-containing protein. The coding region runs from base 40 to 735 and encodes 231 amino acids. The transcript is spliced from 10 exons. The record is from RefSeq and is a predicted model, not a curated record. Gene Ontology annotation, biological process: mRNA splicing, via spliceosome. Gene Ontology annotation, molecular function: pre-mRNA 3'-splice site binding; metal ion binding. Gene Ontology annotation, cellular component: U2AF complex; spliceosomal complex. NCBI's taxonomy places the organism in Eukaryota, Fungi, Basidiomycota, Agaricomycetes, Boletales, Coniophoraceae.